AGCUGGCCAGAACAGUUAUGACCUCACGGCUUCUGGCUACUAUCUACUGAAGGUGUGUGACAGAGAGAGAGGGAAAAAGUGAGUAAGGAAGAAGGAAAGGAAAAGAAAGGUGGAAAGAAACAAAGCAGGGAAGUAAAGAGCAGAAAAGAAAGUGAUAGGGAGAGAGCCCGCAAGAGUGACAGCAUCGGAAAACAAACUGAGAGGGAGAGAACGAGAUCAAGAGAGAGACAGAGAGAGCGAGACAGGCAGUAAGAAGCAAAUAAGAGAGUGAGAGAGAGAGAGAGAACCUCCAGCAGAGACAGCAGGGUUUCUCCCCAGAUUAUGGUGACACAGGGCACAUGGAUUUAGUCGAGUUGUACCUGCCGGAGUGCUUUACCUACCACUCUGACACUGAACUCUUGGACAGGAUGUCAGUGCGGGGCUUAGACCUCCCCUGUCCCCCCUCGAUCAAGCGCGAGCCAUCCAGCCCCAGCCCCAGCUCCCAGGGGGACAUCAGCCCUCCUCAGCCCAGCCCAGGGAGCUCCUCCUCAGACACCAACUCCAGCUACGGCCUCCUGAGCAAGAACCACAACCACACCAACGAACUAGACUCACUGGGUCUCUACGGACACACAGCUGGGCUGUCCAGCGACGGAGGAGCCAACAGGAGGUUUGGUGGAGAGGAUGGCCAGGUGAAGUGUGAGUUCAUGCUGGGCUCCGUGGCCAAGCGCCUGUGUCUGGUGUGUGGGGAUGUGGCGUCAGGAUACCACUACGGAGUAGCCUCCUGUGAGGCCUGCAAGGCUUUCUUCAAGAGGACCAUCCAGGGUAAUAUUGAGUACAGCUGCCCAGCCAACAGUGAGUGUGAGAUCACCAAGAGAAGAAGGAAAUCAUGCCAGGCGUGUCGCUUUAUGAAGUGUCUGGCCGUGGGCAUGAUGAGAGAAGGUGUUCGUCUGGACCGCGUGCGUGGAGGCAGACAGAAGUACAAGAGGAGGAUUGAUGCUGAAAACAGCCCGUAUCUCAUCCCUCAGAGCAGCCUGCCUCAGAAGAGAACGUUCCCUCUGGGAGGCAUUGCGGAGAACAAAGUGGUGUCCUUACUGUUGUUAGCUGAGCCCGAAGGGAUCUUUGCCAUGCCAGACCCCACGGUCCCGGACAGCGACAUCAAGGCUUUGACCACACUGUGUGACCUCGCCGACCGCGAACUCGUGGUCAAUAUCGGCUGGGCCAAGCACAUACCAGGUUUCCCCUCGCUCUCGCUGGCAGACCAGAUGAGUCUAUUGCAGAGCGGCUGGAUGGAGAUCCUGAUCCUGCGUGUGGUGUUCCGCUCGCUGGCCUCGGAGGACAAGCUUGUGUACGCUGAAGACUAUGUGAUGGACGAGGAGCAGUCGAAACAGGCAGGUCUGUUUGAUCUCAACAACGCCAUCCUGCAGCUAGUGAGGAAGUUCAGAGCCAUGAAGCUGGAGAGGGAGGAGUUUGUGGUUCUCAAAGCCAUCGCGCUCGCCAACUCAGAUUCUAUGCAAAUUGAGGACUCGGAGGCGGUGCAGGGUCUCCAGGAUGUGCUCCAUGGGGCCCUGCAGGACUACGAGAGCACCCAGCACCCCGAGGACCCCAGGCGGGCAGGCAAGCUCAUCAUGACCCUCCCCUUGCUGCGACAAACAGCCUCCAGGGCCGUUCAGCACUUCUGUAGCAUUAAGCAGGACGGCCGAGUGCCUAUGCAUAAACUGUUCCUAGAGCUGCUGGAGGCUAAGGUCUGACCUUCUCCGGGGAGUGGGUGUGGUUGGUGGUGGUGUGUGUGUCUGGGGGGGGGCGGGGGGGGGGGGGGGGCGGACGGUGAUGGGGGACCUCAAAGGCCCGAGACUGAAACUGGAACUGGAUGGUCCUUAGAACUGGAUUGAUAUCCUUCAAGAAUCCUAAUGUUCUCGAGCUGAGUGCUGGAUACAGGGCACAGUUCCCACAUGCAGUUCAGUAUCUCUGCUACAACAUGCUGUCUGGCUCUUGUGUUUAUCAGGAGUGCGGCCAUUGUGUCACAGCAUUAGACUCUUGCAAAAGCCAAUGUGAGGAGAACGCACUGUUAUCAUUUCUAUUCUUCCAGAGGAAAUAAUGGUUGUGUGGUCUGUUUGACAGAAGGACUAAUGCAGUGUAGUAAAUUGAAGACAAGAUAUUAUAAAACUUGAAGAUCCUCGAGGAUAACCUUACAUAGAAAAACUGCUUGAAGCCUGUUUCGUUUGCAUUGAAAUUAUUUUGUGUUUUCAACUCACUGUAUAUUUUGACAUUUCCAUUUAAGAAGUAACUAAAGGAUAGGCUACAAUAUAUAGUUUUGCCAAAUAAUUAAGUGGUUGUAUCAUUAUUGUCAAAUAGUUUCCAAUCAACACCAUUAAUAUGUAUAGUAUCAUGUAGGGAAAUACUCAACCCUGACCUAUCAGAAGCAUGAAGUGCUACACAUUGAAGAUACCUAUGCACCAUGUGCUCUCCAUAACACGCAAAGUCACUACUGGUAGCCAUCAGGUUACACACUGGCAAUGUCCAUUGAUGAAAGCUAACAUUAAUCUGCCAUCUUGUUUCAAAGUCUUCAACAACAAAACUAUGGCCUCUUUAUUUUUGUUAUUGAAAUAUGUUCAGGGAUGCACUUGAGGAAUAUUGAACUCAUGGUGUACAAAGGUAGAAGAAGAAAAAACAUAUUUAUUGUUUGCUUGAUUAUUAUAAUUAUUUUAUUUACCGGCGUGGCAUUAAUGAAGAAUAACUUUACAUCAUUUUCUAUAGGAUUUUAGCCUCUGUUGUUCAGUGAAGUAAACAAUACCUUUUGUACUUGCUUAACUACUUCACUUACCAUCAUAUUCAAGACAAAGUGAUUUUUACAUACUUGACAAAAUUCAACUCUGAUAAUGUUGUAAAGUUUUAGAUUAUAACUUGUGCAAAGCACUACUUUCUUCUAUCCAUAAGUGGGAACUGGUGGUGGUGUGUUUAUACUGUAUACUGUAUGUCUGUAUGUCAGAGAGUAGAAAUGUCAGAAAUUCAUAUUUUAAUGUACACCUUAAAUGAAGGGAAAUAAAGACAAAAGAUGAGUCAGUAUAGACUAUAACAAAUUCUUAAAUGUUACAGGUUUGUGUUUUAAUGUUUCAUGUCUAUGGUUUGCUCUGUUUGUGUACUGUAUCAGAAUAUCCUGUAUAUUUUUGUGACAAAGUAUACCAGAGAGAGUGAAGCAGCCACACAUCCUGGAGGAGAGGGAGUUAGUGUAUGUCCUUACUUCUGCUGUGUACAGUAUAACGGCCAAUGCCAGACAAGAGAUGCUAUUUGAUCAAUUACCAAUGUUCAGAUUCUCAGGUGGAUUCUAGGGCAAUAAAAAAAAAAACGCUUUCUGUUUCAAAUCUG
This is a messenger RNA of Osmerus eperlanus (European smelt), 3345 nucleotides long. RefSeq names its product estrogen-related receptor gamma-like. The record is from RefSeq and is a predicted model, not a curated record. The coding region runs from base 339 to 1730 and encodes 463 amino acids. Gene Ontology annotation, cellular component: nucleus; chromatin. The transcript is spliced from 8 exons. Lineage: Eukaryota; Metazoa; Chordata; Actinopteri; Osmeriformes; Osmeridae. Gene Ontology annotation, molecular function: estrogen response element binding; nuclear receptor activity; zinc ion binding. Gene Ontology annotation, biological process: nuclear receptor-mediated steroid hormone signaling pathway; regulation of transcription by RNA polymerase II.